CUAACUUUUUAUAAUAUGUGUUUGCCUUUUCAUGUAGGCCUAAUAGUGUAUGUCCCAUUCUAACUCUAUACAUUUCUCUCUCAUCCGUUCUUUCUCUCUCUCCAUAUAUACACCUCCAAGAUCAUGCAUAUAUCAAACCUCUUUUUUUUUUUUCUCAUCUCUUUAAUGGAAGAGCAUUCAUCCUCUGCAGCAUAUGCAAGUGAUGAUGAUAAUCAAGAUUAUGCACCACCAUCUCCUGUGAUGAAGAUCUUCGGAUUCUCGGUGCGAAAUGACGAUCAUGCCCCUGCGCUGCAGCAGCAGCUAGACCUAGAAAGCAAGAGGUUUGAGUGCCAGCAUUGCCACAGAAAAUUUGCCAACUCUCAAGCAUUAGGUGGCCACCAGAAUGCACACAAGAAGGAGCGGCAGCGGGCGAAGCGGGCCCACUUCGUCGCCGAUCACCGGCGGCUGGGGGCCGCAGUUCACCUGAUCGGGCCUCACGGGGCCCGAUCGGGCUCGCCCGGUGGGGUGUACGGCAAUGGUCUUGGUGCAAGGUUCCUACUCCCACCACAAGAUCAUCAGCCGGUUGUACCUCACGUUUUGUCGGGGGUACCUCUGAGAUACCCCGGUGGCGUCCAGGUGGCGCUGCCACAUCAGACCAGGUAUGCCAGCCGGGGCGAGGUGGGUCCCUCGAAACCGGCGCUGGUGACAGAUGUCAGUGAGGGAGUGGAUGUUGAUCUACAUCUGUGAUGACUUGUAUUAUUAGAUGUGAUUGCUUUUAGUUCUUCCUUCCAAUGAGUUAAACUUCAGUUUGUUUUUUCUUUU
Messenger RNA from Salvia miltiorrhiza (redroot sage), 801 nucleotides. Its product is annotated as zinc finger protein GIS3-like. The coding region runs from base 124 to 726 and encodes 200 amino acids. The transcript has a single exon. The record is from RefSeq and is a predicted model, not a curated record. Gene Ontology annotation, biological process: trichome morphogenesis; cytokinin-activated signaling pathway; gibberellic acid mediated signaling pathway. Lineage: Eukaryota; Viridiplantae; Streptophyta; Magnoliopsida; Lamiales; Lamiaceae. Gene Ontology annotation, molecular function: transcription cis-regulatory region binding; DNA-binding transcription factor activity. Gene Ontology annotation, cellular component: nucleus.